AUGCCGGCACACGAUUUGACUAUAGGUGUUGGUUUUGGCACACGCUUUAUACAAGUCAAGGAUACACAGAUAAAAUUACAGAUCUGGGAUACGGCCGGACAAGAAUCGUUUAGAUCUAUAACAAGAAGUUAUUACAGAGGAGCAGCAGGUGCAUUAUUAGUCUCACAUGAAAAUGCUCUGAUAUAUUUUGUGAUAAUGCUAGAUGUACGCCAGCAUGCAAAUCCCGACACGGUCAUCAUGCUUAUCGGCAAUAAAAGUGAUUUAGAAAAGGAUCGACAAGUCAGUCGCGAAGAAGCCGAGAAAUUUGCUCAAGAGAACAAUUUAUACUUUUUGGAAACUUCAGCUAAAUCAGCUGAUAAUGUUGAUAUUGCUUUUAUUAAAACAGCAGAAGAAAUACAAAGAAAGAUUCAAGAAGGGAUCAUUGACUUGAACAGUGAGGCAAAUGGGGUCAAGUUGGGUCAAAGCCAAGGUGGUAACUCUAGCUUACCCUCUGCUAAUUCCUCUUCAAAUGGUGGUGGGUGUUGUUAA
Mycotypha africana is the source of this 528-nucleotide messenger RNA. RefSeq names its product ras family-domain-containing protein. Lineage: Eukaryota; Fungi; Mucoromycota; Mucoromycetes; Mucorales; Mycotyphaceae. Gene Ontology annotation, molecular function: GTPase activity; GTP binding. The record is from RefSeq and is a predicted model, not a curated record. The transcript has 5 exons. Gene Ontology annotation, cellular component: Golgi apparatus. The coding region runs from base 1 to 528 and encodes 175 amino acids.